This is a messenger RNA of Glycine soja, 3615 nucleotides long. RefSeq names its product serine/threonine-protein phosphatase 6 regulatory subunit 3-like. Gene Ontology annotation, molecular function: protein phosphatase regulator activity; protein phosphatase binding. The transcript has 19 exons. The coding region runs from base 240 to 2756 and encodes 838 amino acids. Lineage: Eukaryota; Viridiplantae; Streptophyta; Magnoliopsida; Fabales; Fabaceae. The record is from RefSeq and is a predicted model, not a curated record.
UUUAUUCAUUCAUCACCCGUAAACAACUUCUCUCCAGCGAUUGAAGGUUGUUUUGGUUGCUCUCUCUCUUUCCUCCGUUUCGAUCUUCCUCCGUCUCAUCGUUCCCGAUUCUAGGGUUUUCGCUCCGAUAACGAUUCCUUCUAUUCAAUUUGGGGCAGAGCGCUAGGGUUUUUGCGCUGCCAGAUCCGUUUUCGGAUUUCCAGUUUCUUGAUUCUGAGUCCUUUCGUCAGAAAUUCACCAUGUUUUGGCGCAUGGCUGGUUUGUCCACGGCGUCUCCGGUGGAAACCAUUUUGGAUAAGGAGAAUUUUACUUUGGAUGAACUACUUGAUGAGGAUGAAAUUAUUCAGGAAUGCAAAGCUCUUAACAGUCGCCUUAUAAAUUUUUUGUCUGGAAGAGCACAGGUGGAACAAUUGAUACGUUACAUUAUUGAAGAAGCUCCUGAGGAUGCUGAAAAGAAGCGAUCUUUUAAGUUUCCUUUUAUUGCAUGCGAGAUAUUUACCUGUGAAGUUGAUAUCAUACUCAAAACUAUUAUAGAGGAUGAGGAAUUGAUCAAUUUGUUGUUCUCCUUUUUGGAUCUAAAUCACUCCCAUAGUAACCUACUAGCUGGAUAUUUUAGCAAGGUAGUUGUAUGCCUGUUGUUACGUAAGACAGUUCCUUUCAUGCAAUAUGUUCAAGCUCACCAGGAAAUUGUGAAGAAACUAGUUGAGUUGAUUGGAAUUACAUCUAUCAUGGAGGUUUUGAUACGCUUGAUUGGUGCCGAUGAACAUAUGUAUGUAAGUCAUGUGGAUGCAAUGCAGUGGAUUGAAGAUACUAAUGUGCUUGAGAUGAUUGUGGAUAAAUUCAGUUCUUCAGAUUCUCCCGAAGUGCAUGCUAAUGCAGCAGAAACACUCUGUGCUAUUACUCGAUUUGCUCCUGCAGGGCUUUCUGCAAAAAUCUCCAGCCCAAGCUUUAUAGGAAGAUUAUUCUGUCAUGCUCUUGAAGUCUCUCGGCCAAAAUCUGUUCUCGUUAACUCUCUAUCUGUAUGCAUAUCUUUGCUAGACCCCAAGAGCCAUACUUUUGGCGCUUAUUAUACAUAUAACCGCCAAAUGACUAAUGGAUCUACUGUGGCUGCAAAUCCUGAGACUGUUGAAGGCAUGCUAGAUAGCCUAGGUGAUUUACUCAAGCUCUUAGAUGUUUCUUCUGCUGAAAAUCUCUUGCUAACUACUUUUGGCAAGUUACAACCACCUCUUGGUAAACAUCGUUUAAAGAUUGUAGAGUUCAUAUCAGUUUUAGUAACUGUUGGCGGUGAAGCUGCUGAGAGGAAAUUGAUUGAUCUUGGAGCUGUACAAAGAAUUAUUCACUUGUUCUUUGAGUACCCAUACAAUAACUUUUUGCAUCACCUCGUGGAAAACAUUAUAAUGUCUUGCUUGGAGAGUAAGAAUUCUUCUCUUCUGGAACACCUUCUCCGUGAUUGUGAUUUUGUUGGGAAAAUUAUUCAAGCAGAAAAGCUAUUCACGUUAGAAGCUGAUACAAACAAGCCAACAAUACCUGCUGAAGGUAAAUCAGCACCCAGGAUAGGAUGCAUUGGACACAUAACCCGUAUAUCUAACAAACUUAUCCAGUUAGGGAAUAACAACAGUGUGAUUCAGGAACAUUUGCAGGGAAAUAGUGACUGGACAGAUUGGUACUUGAGUGUUUUAUCAAAUCGCAAUGCUGUGGAAAAUGUCUAUCAAUGGUCGUGUGGGAGACCAACAGCGUUGCAUGACAGAAAUAGGGAUAGUGACGAGGAUGAUUAUCAAGAUCGGGACUAUGAUGUUGCUACAUUAGCAAAUAAUUUGAGUCAGGCCUUCCGUUAUGGCAUUUACAAUAAUGAAGACAUUGAAGAGGUUCAUGGCUCUCUUGAACGAGAUGAUGAGGAUGUCUAUUUUGAUGAUGAAUCUGCAGAAGUUGUUAUAUCUUCUUUGCGGUUGGGAGAUGACCAUGAAAGUGGGUCUCUAUUCACAAAUUCCAACUGGUUUGCUUUCGAGGAGGGUAGAGAUCGAGUAGGCAAUGAACGCUCAACAGGUUCCCUUGCUUCUCCAUCACCUACUGCUGAUGAGGUUUUUGUAAAAGCCAGUGGGGAUGAUGUUAUUGCUGGUGAAGAUGAGGAGUUAGCUGACACUGCAACAUCUCCAGAAGCAGGACUAAAAUUAGAACAUGGUGGGACCGAUAAACCAGUUGAGUGGGUUGAAUGGAGGGAAUCUUCAGAUGCCAAUGACCCUUCUGAUGUUCUUCCCAACGGAGUACUUGAGAUAGAACCUGGGAGCAAUAAUCCUGGUGUAGCUGAAUCAUCAUCUCCAUCAUCCAGUGUUGCAUUAACAAAGGAUGAGCAGAUAGCUACUGAUGAGCCAUCAGCAUCUCUCAAUGACUCAAGCAUUGAAACCUCUGACAGAAACAAGGACAAAACUGAGCCAACUCAAGGAGUUGAAACUCCAAGCACACGUGCAUCUGCCACUUCUGUGGAUGACCCAGUCACCGAGGUUGGAGGAGACCGUAACAAGGACACAACUGACAACAAAAAAGCUGUGGAUAGGCCUGUCACUGCGGUGGAAGGAGACAGUAACAAGGACACAACUAACAACAAAAAAACAGUGGAUGAGUCAGUCACUGUGGUUGGAGGAGACAGUAACAAGGAUACAACUGACAAUAAAAAAGCUGUGGAUGGGUCAGCCACUGAGGUUGGAGGGAACAGUAACAAGGACACAACUGACAACAAAAAAGAAGUCGAGCAUGAGUAGGAUAAUGUAAAUUAUUGUGUACUGGCUUGGGUGGCUAAUCAUGCAACAUUAAUCAGGUGGGAAGAUACAUCCUGGAAUUUGGCAGGGCAAGAGCAUUUAGGACCUCUCUGCCCACUGUAUGUUUUUUUAAUAGGGGUAUUGAAUUUUUAUUCCCACCAACUUCUGAAGCUAGAAAUUCAAUGUUUGAUGAGGCUUUAGCUCAUGCAUUAGGUGCUACUGAAUUCUUCACCUGUUCAUAUCAAUUGUUUAGCUUUUGCCCAUUUAGGUGCUACUAAAUUUUCACCCUCUUCAACUUUAACUGUUCGUAUAAAAAUACGUCUCCCCGUUCCGAGUGUGUUGGUAUGUGAAGAUGAGUUCCUUGAUUGACUUGUUCAAUUGCUCAAAAGUAACCUUGUAUGAUGAUUUUUAUAGGAAGUGGUUGAACUCAGGUUCAGGUCACGUGGGUCUUUAGCAUUGCAAAGCUCCAUGGUUGCUUAUAAGGACUUGCAUUUCAUAAAGCAUACUGAAAAGUGAGAAAAGGCCAAAAAUUGGUGGGAAGGGGAGGGACGUUUCUGUAAUUACGAGUUUUCGGAUGAACAAUAUUCGUUACAUUGUUACAUACUUUGAACCUUUGGGUUCUGAAACUUGUAUUGACUUGUUCCAGUAUAUUGUACAAGUUCCCUUCCAAAUCACCCUAGUUGGUUUUAGACUUACAUUGGAUUGCUAUGCAUUGUCAUUUUGUGGGUUUACAAGAGGGGAUUAAUGUGCUGGUAAGUAUUUCUCGAUUUUGUUUAUAUUCAAUUAUUGAUACCCAUUUGGUGACUUUUGACUGUAAGAAUGAAUAAUAAAUUCGAAAGAAAUAAAUUAUAUAUUGAGAGCA